Molecule: messenger RNA, 4136 nt
Organism: Drosophila guanche
Lineage: Eukaryota; Metazoa; Arthropoda; Insecta; Diptera; Drosophilidae
Gene: Hnf4
Product: transcription factor HNF-4 homolog
Exons: 7
Coding region: 1389-3515 (708 amino acids)
Biological process (GO): cell differentiation; anatomical structure development; regulation of transcription by RNA polymerase II
Cellular component (GO): nucleus
Molecular function (GO): RNA polymerase II cis-regulatory region sequence-specific DNA binding; nuclear receptor activity; nuclear steroid receptor activity
Source: RefSeq, a predicted model, not a curated record
UAGUAUUUGUUGCUAUUUCUGCCACCAGCUCCGUUUAAACUUUAGUUGAGACAAUAAAAUGUAAUUUUCGACUGCGACACACGCGUUCCCUUAUCCGUGUUUGUGCGCUCGCUCGCGUGUGUGAGUGGAGUGUUUUGUUAAUAAUAUUUGACCCCCGCUGGCCAAAUUGGCGACUUUGAUUUCAGUCGCCAAAUUGAAUCGAAUCGAAUGUUGGGUCUGCCGGAUGGACUAGCUCUGUCGUUCUGUCAGUCGUGAGGAAUGUGUAAUGCGAGAGUGCCAGUGUCUGAGAGUGUCAGCGGGUUCAAUCAACUGUACUAUUCCAGUAGUAUGACAUUCCCCAACUAGUCUGGAGAAACGGCAAAAGAUAGUGGAAUAAGCCGAGCGCCUUAGCGAAGAGAGCACAGAUACAUGCUCAAUGAAUGCCAUGAAUUACCAUAUGAAAACAAUAAAAUAAAAUCAUAUUUUGUUAUGUUAUUUGUUUUGCAAAAACAAAUACGUAACAUUUUAAUGCAGCAACAGAAGUGGCAGCGGCAGCGGCAGGAGAGCGCUCUGCUGCUCUGAGAGCGAGCACCACAGAGCACAAAGCAAGAGAGUGAUAAGUGAGAGCGACCGACUCUCUGUCGUUUGGCGCUGGUCGCUUUUAUAACGGACCCUCACCGAAGCCGUAGUUGAGUCAAGUGACGUUCGAAGACGGCGGCGCAGAGGCCAGAAAAAACACAACAAAUAUUAAAGUACAUAUUAUUUUGCCCCGUUUGAUUGAUAUAAAUGAAUAUGCAGUGCGGCCCAGUUAUACAGUUAUACAACUGGAACAAAAUCAUUCUGUUACAAGUGUGUGUGUGCAAUCCUCCGUCUGCUCUUUCUCCGGAUUUUAAUUAAACGCAAGAGAUGAAUAUCACACAGCCAUAUCCAUAGAAAUAGCAGCAGCCAAAGCAGCAAAAAGUGUAAAAGUGCAAUAAAAAUUAAAAAUUAAAGUGCCAAAAGCCAGACAACAAUAAUAAAAGUUCAACAAAAUCAAAGUAAUAAAACAAACAAAAACAAACACCAUACCCGGCAGCGACUUUAAUUAUAACGAGCCACUGAGCCCGAAUCACAUAAAGAAAUCAACAAGUGUGCUUGUCUGGGUCUGGUCUCUCACGUCUGUUUCGCUUUCAUUCAUGCGCUCAAAAGCAGCGCACCGACUACAGCCACAACAAUAACGCUAACAAAAGCUGAUAAAAGCCCAGCAGCAGCAGCAACAACACAAAAAACAACCACAGUUACAUACAGCUACAACGCCAGUUAGAACUCUCUGUCUGACCGAAAGAUAGAAACAGACAGAGAAAAAGACGACUGCUUUGAGGGCAUUACUCUUUGACUAUGUGAUUGGAUCUUAAAACUAUAACCAUAUAAUGAAGCAUCCACAAGAUCUGAGGAUCACCGAUGGACAGCAGCUAUUGAAGAUCAACAAGGUGGAGGAAAUGGAGCACGAGCUGCAUGAAUCUGAAUCGGAAAGCCAUAUUAUGCACGCGGAUGCCCUGGCCUCUGGCUAUCCACCGGCAUCGCAGCCCCACAGUCCCAUCGGCCACGCCCUCAGUCCCAAUGGCGUCGGGCUGGGCCUGAGCAACAGCAGCAACCAGAGCAGCGAGAACUUUGCGCUCUGCAAUGGAAGCGGAAACGGGAAUGGCGUCGGAAGCGGUACCCCCAGCAACAACAACAACGUGUACUCGCCCAACAACAACCACAGCGGGGGCGGCAGCAGCAGCGGUGGAGCUGGAAUCGGUGGCGCCACCAGUCAGCAGCAACAGCUCCAGGGGCAGCAGCAGCAAGCGCAAUCCCCUACGGUGUGUGCCAUCUGCGGAGAUCGAGCGACGGGCAAGCACUAUGGGGCCUCCAGCUGCGACGGCUGCAAGGGAUUCUUCAGGCGGAGCGUGCGCAAGAACCACCAGUACACAUGCAGGUUCUCGAGGAACUGUGUGGUGGACAAGGACAAGAGGAACCAGUGCCGGUACUGCCGCCUGAGGAAGUGCUUCAAGGCGGGCAUGAAGAAGGAGGCGGUGCAAAACGAGCGGGAUAGGAUCAGCUGCCGUCGCACCUCCAACGAUGACCCGGACCCGGGCAAUGGGCUCUCUGUGAUUUCGCUGGUAAAGGCAGAGAACGAGUCACGGCAGUCGAAGGCGGGCGCCGCCAUGGAGCCGAACAUCAAUGAGGAUCUCUCGACCAAGCAGUUUGCCAGCAUCAACGAUGUCUGCGAGUCGAUGAAGCAACAGCUGCUCACCCUCGUGGAGUGGGCCAAGCAGAUACCAGCCUUCAAUGAGCUGCAGCUGGACGAUCAGGUGGCCCUACUGCGCGCACAUGCCGGUGAGCAUCUGCUCCUGGGUCUCUCACGGCGAUCGAUGCACCUGAAGGACGUCCUGUUGCUGAGCAACAACUGUGUCAUCACCAGGCACUGUCCAGAUGCUGGAGUGUCGCCCAAUUUGGACAUAUCGCGGAUUGGCGCCCGCAUCAUCGACGAACUGGUGACAGUAAUGCGGGACAUUGGCAUCGACGACACGGAAUUCGCCUGCAUCAAGGCGCUGGUCUUCUUCGAUCCAAAUGCCAAGGGCCUGAAUGAACCGCAUCGCAUCAAGUCGCUGCGCCACCAGAUACUCAACAAUCUCGAGGACUACAUAUCCGAUCGGCAGUACGAGUCACGCGGUCGUUUCGGUGAGAUUUUGCUCAUCUUGCCGGUCCUGCAGUCCAUCACCUGGCAGAUGAUCGAGCAGAUACAGUUCGCCAAGAUCUUUGGCGUGGCCCACAUCGAUUCCCUGCUGCAGGAGAUGCUCCUGGGUGGAGAACUGGCGGACAAUCCGCUGCCGUUGUCGCCACCCAAUCAGUCCAACGACUAUCAGAGCCCCACCCACGCCACCAAUUUGGAUGGCAGCCAAGUAAACUCCACGCUGGACACGCUGGCUUCGGCGACCAUUGCCGCCUCGCAGGCCCUCGACCUGGACGUGCAGCACAUACAGGCCCUUAUCCAGGGCAACAACAAUGAUGAUUCGUUCCGGGCCUAUACCGCCAGUACGGCAGCAGCCGCUGCCGCAGCCUCAUCCUCCUCCACGCCCACAGCUGUCGCUCCGGCUUCCAUCUCGCCGCCCUUGAACAGCCCCAAGUCACAACAACAACAGCAACAGCAUCAGCUGCAGAGCACGUCUCAUCAGCAGCAGCAGCAACAGCAGCAGGACAGCCCCUAUAUGGAUGCAGCCAUCAAGCACUACAAUGGCAGCCGGACGUCGGCAUCCUUGCAGCCACACCAUAGUCCCCAGCGCAUGCAUCCGUACCAAAGAACGGUCACGUCGCCGGUCGACGGGCUGGGCCUGCGCAAUCCUGCUGACAUUACGCUGAACGAGUACAAUCGGAGCGAGGGCAGCAGCGCCGAGGAGCUGUUGCGGCGCACGCCGCUCAAGAUACGCCCUCCCGAGCUGCUGACGGCACCGUCUGGCUAUGGCAUGGAACCCUGUCGCAUGACGCUGAAGCAGGAACCGGAAACGGGAUACUAAGCUUCGCUUCUUAUUACGAUAAGACUCUACUGGUGCAAUAGGCAGUAUGCAAUAGGAAUUAUUCCACCAACCCCCCCACAUAUACAGGCCCCCCUCUUGCUGUACAAUCCAAUCCAAACCCCCACCAAGUGCUAUACAGAAAUGAAAUGAAAAGCUUACUUAAUUGUUGUUAUGCCUUGAAACCUUUUUGAUACUUUUUUGAUUAGCUCUUAAGUAGGUAUUUUGGAAAUUGUUGCUUAAUUUGUAAACGUUUAACGCAGUUGCAAUCUAUUUUUGGAGUCAAUAUUUUGCUCAAGAACUUUAUUACUAUGAUAUAAAACAUAUUAUUUACACCAUUUAAUACAUGUAAACACCCACAUCUAGCAUGUACUGAAUUUGUUGGUUAUUUGGUUACGUUACCUUCUUUAUCCUUGUGCGUCUGCAACGAUCACAAAAGCGUACAGUUCGUACAGGCCAUGCAAUAUAUUGUUUAGGUUAGGGUGUUGUCUAGAAUAUGCGCUGAAUGUGUGUAAAAUACGAGUAAACUAUAAAGCUAAGCGAAGAAAUAUUUGUACUGUAUGAGUAUGUAUAAAAUACACAAACAUUAUCUGUAAGAUGGCUGAAUGAAUAAAAAAACAAAAU